AUGUUAACGAAUAUAAUAAUUUUGAUAAUAUUAUAUCUUUUUUAUGAUUUUUGUUAUAAAAAUUUUAAAUAUAGAAACUAUGGAUCCCCUUGGGCUUUACCGGUUAUUGGUCACUUUAUUCAUGUUAUAAAUCAACCACAUUUAGUUGUACAUAAUGACCGAAUGAAAUAUAAUAAUGGAAGAUUUGUAAAUUAUUGGUUUGGUGAUUAUUUAUCAAUUGCAAUUACUGAUCCAAUACUAUAUAAAAAAAUAUAUUUAAAUUUUCCAAAACAAAUAAAUUCAAGAUUAAAAUCCCCAACAGUAUUAAAUAUUUCCGAAAGAUUUAGAGGGAUAAUUUCAUCAAAUGAAAAUAAUUGGGAUUUUCAUCAUGGGAUUUUAAGUAAAUUAUUUAAUGGUCAUAAAGCCAAAAUUAAUAAUUUUUUAUUUGAAAAAGAAACAAAAUUUAUUAUUGAAUAUAUGAAAAAAAUUUCCAAAUCUGGUGAAAAUUUUGACACUAGAUCAAAUUUUUUAUAUUUUUAUUCAAAUAUUUUAUUUGAUUAUAUAUUAGGUAAAAGAGUUGAAAACAUUUAUGAAAAUGAAUUAAGAAAAGAUAGAAAAAAAUUUAUGGUAUCUAUUCAAGAAGUAAUGGAUUCUGUUGGCCUUAUAAAAUUUUUAAAUUAUUUGAUACUUUCAUAUCCAUUUCUUAGUAUAUAUUUAAGAUAUUUCACAUAUACAACUUUUAAUUUAAAAAAGAUAUUAAAACAAUAUUAUGAUGAACAUUUAGAAACAAUUGAUUUAAAUAAACCAAGAGAUGUUUUAGAUAAUUUAAUUAUGGAGUAUAAAAAUCAAAAUGCUAUAGAAUGUGAUAAAUCAUUUGUUGCAAUUGCAAUUGAAUUACUUGCUGCUGGUACAGAUACAAAUUCAUCAACUAGUGAAUGGUUUUUGACUUAUUUAGUAAAUAACCCUAUAUAUCAAGAUAAAAUAUAUGAUGAAUUAAUUGGUGCUUUGAAAAUUAAUAAACCAUUAAAAGGUAGUGAUGUUUUAAUUAAUUUAUCACAUAGACCAUUGACUCCAUUAUUUAAUGCAACAUUAAAAGAAGUAUUACGUCUUAUUCCAGCAACACCUUUUUCUGUGCCAAGAAUGUCAAAUGAAGGAUUUGAAGUUGAUGGAAUUAAAAUUCCAAAAGGUACAUACUUAUUUCCAUCAAUGUAUUCAAUUUUUAGAGAUGAAAAGUAUUGGGGUGAAAAUGCAAAUAAAUUUUAUCCAGAAAGAUUUUUAACAGAUUCACACUCAAACAAUUACUUUCCUUAUGGUGUUGGUAAAAGGAUGUGUCUUGGUUCAAAUUUUAGUCAACAUGAAUUAUAUAUUUGUUUAACAAAUAUAGUAUUAAAUUUUAAAAUAAAAAGUAUUGAUGGUAAACCAUUAAAUGAAAUACCAAAUUAUGGUAUAACAUUUAGACCAAACAUUUUUGAAGUUAAAUUAGAAAAUCGUUAG
Molecule: messenger RNA, 1473 nt
Organism: Dictyostelium discoideum AX4
Lineage: Eukaryota; Evosea; Eumycetozoa; Dictyosteliales; Dictyosteliaceae
Gene: CYP518B1
Product: cytochrome P450 family protein
Exons: 7
Coding region: 1-1473 (490 amino acids)
Source: RefSeq, a predicted model, not a curated record